UUGUAAAAACCGGAUCCAUCUGCGCGUCGCUGCAGGGCGCCGCCGUCCGACCGACAUGCCUUGUUUACGGUGAGGGACGCAGCACUUUACCCCCGCGAGCCUGCACCACGUCUCCGAUUAAACCUCCAUCCUCGGGAUCAUAAAAAGAAGGCCAGACAAGAAGAGAGAGAGACAGACAGAGAGAGAGACAGAGAGAGAGAGAGAGAGCAAGGGGAUGUUGACUCAUCCCUCUGACUCGCUCCCUCAGAUAGUUUGUCCGAUGGAUGAAGAUGAUAUUCCCCCAAACCCUUUCUGUAGUGCACCUCCCCACAGUGAACCUCCACCACCUCUCCUCCCCCUUUUCUCCAUCAUUCCCAGCUGUGCAAACGAUGGACUAUCUGGACACCGGAGGAGCGGAUGUACUCAAGGGGCUCAGACCCCUAAGAAGCAGAGCAACACGGACAGCGGAGCGACUAAGAAUCCGUCCCCCACCAAGAGAAACGGAGAGAGUGGAAGAAUGGUGCAAGUGUCACAGUCCAAGCAGCCGAAAGUCGAAAGCACACAGGAGCAAAACAAGGAUGGAUUUGAUCUUGUGUUCGAGGCAGAGGACCAAAAAACACAAAAGGAGCAGAAAAGCCCCUGGAACGAACCGAUGGUCUCUGCUGCAGAGAAUGUAGUUGAGCAGGUGGCGGACGAUAUCACGCAGAAUCACGACGCUCCUAUAUAUGACGUGGAUUCAUGCGGGGGCUUGGCUGUUGGACGCGCCGCUGAAAUUGCCUCGGCCCCAAAGGGAUGGGUGAUCGGCCCGUUGUUCCAGUCGCUCAAGUCGAAGAUGGCCUGUUUCACAGACAUCGUCAUGAGUCCCGUUAAACUCUUCAGAGCGAACAGUCCCCCGCUGUCCGUGGACGACGCGGACAAACUCGCUGAAUGUGAGCCACAGGCUGACGGAACAUCUGAAGUUGAGCUGAGUAAUAUGUUUCAGCCAAUAGGACAGGGGGAGAUUGGGAAUCAGGAGGCUGAAGGUAAUCGUCAAAGGCUCAGCGAUGUAGAAGUUGCAGAAAACGCAACAAACGGUGCUGUUAAAUAUUCUAGAAGAUUAGCGUUUGACUUGGACUUGUCAACACACCGCUUGGACGAGGCGGACGAAUGUGCAAUAACUGGGACAGAAAAAAACUCUGAUUCUGUGCCUUUGCGAGACAUUCCUGAACCCUGCAUUGUCCCAAAACAAGUUUCAGAAUGUGUUGAGUCAGUUGUUAAGAAUUCUUUACUGUCGCAGACCUCCGCAAGUUUAAGUGCCUCGCUGGAAUCCAGCUUGAAGAUGUCCAGCGCAGCGGAGGAGCAACGCGAGCAGGCCGUCCGGCCGAAACCACUGCUGAGGAAGCGUACAGGAACGAGGUCUGAAUUAAAGAAAGUCAUCUCUGACGAGCAGCUUUGGAAACCAAUCAAAUCAAAUGAAGCUGACUCGAGAGAUUCUGACAAGACUGAAUUGAUAUCUUCCUCAGACUGUAACACUCAGUUUGACACCAACGGUUUUCAGCCUGGGGAUGAUGACGCUGAUAAUGUCAGGAACGGGGAAACUUGUGGCUCGGUGAGACAAAACAUCUGGAAUAACUUGAAUGACAACGGACGGACACUGAAUUCCACUUUGGAUACUCUGUGGCUGGAGAGUCCGCCAAACCCCGACGCUUGUUCAGCGGCAGGUCCUGUGAAGUCAAAGAGGGGCCUGAAAGUGACAGGUCAUUCUCAAGAACUGGGGAAGAGGAAAAAGCUGAAAGGUGAUGUAUGCACAGAGGAAACAAAGACCAGAGAGUUAUUAAACGUGGCUUCUUCAGAUAGCGGCGUAUCGAGAGGGCUUAGACCACCGAGAAAGGAAGCUGUGUUGACGAAUACCGGCGAAGAAACACCGAAGCCUCCCAGAAAAAGACCGGCUGUAUCAACAAGAGCAAAUAGGAAAGCGAAAGUUGAACAAGAAACCCUUCCUACGAUAAGCGAAGCCACGGUGAACGAACAGACUGAAAGUUUCCCUGAUGCCACGUUGGUUUGCUCACUGGUCAAAAGCAGAGGAUUGUUGGAGAACAACCAGAAGGGCGGCGGCAAGACGAAGCCCAGUGGUUCGACUAAAAGACUCAAAACAAGGACGGGUUUACCUGAAGUAAACAUUGACAGUAUGGAUCUGGAAACCACCGUGGCAAUAACCUCGAGUAGAGACGUCCAGCAGGAGCCGCUGUCAGACGUUCCCGUCCAACCUGAUAAUAAAAAGCAGCUCCAGAGCACAAGCAAGUGCAAGAACAUUAACAAGAAGCCACUAAAGCGUAAAUCGCCAGUCCAGGCGAGUUCAACGACGGAAACGGGCGCCACUUUGACGGUUUCCUCCCCGUCAGAGCGAUCCGCGGCGUCCUCGGAACUCGCGCUCGUAGAUUGUAAAACCUCUCCGCCCGUUCAAAGGGAGGAGGACAUGAAAACUUUGGCGACCCAGCCGUCCAAGAGACCCAAGAAGGGUUGUAGAGGUGCUGUCAAGUCUUCAGAGUCCGGUGAGAAUCUGGAGACGAAGCGAUGUGUCGAUAACCUUCAUUCGACGACCAAAGAAAGACAGUCUGGAGAAGGUCAAAGCACAACGGACCCUGUGUAUUUUGAAAUGACACCUUUUGGUAGUAAUGGCCAAUCGGUUCCUUCGCCGUCCCAGUCUCACGUACAAUUAAAUAAUGAAGUCACAGGUGAGAAAGAGGCGGACAAGGUAUUUCCCACUGCCAGUGAAGCGGCUAACCACGGCAGCGUCUCGAGGUUAAGGUCGAGUGCGAGGAAAGUUAACAUCAAGCCGAGGAGGGCGGACAACCGGAGGAGACGGUGCAUAGUUUUGCACAGUCGGAUGCUUAAAGGUGACGAAAUGAUGACGGACUCGAUGGAGGACGCAGAUCUGCCCACGGCGGCUACUCGCUCACCAGCAGAGGAUUUUUCGAGGCGCCUCUUGCGCAGCUACUCGUGCCCAGAGAUCCCCUCGCUCCGUCUCCACGACGCGCCCUGGACAUCUUCUUCUCUUCAUUCCCCGCAGCACAGCAGGACCCACACGUCCCACCAACGCCAGUCCGUCCACACUCCCCUCGUCCCUCACGCCUACAAGUCCGCUCGGCGAGCUCGCCGACACACGCUCUCCAGCGUGGAGGUGGAGCGGGAGAUCGCUCCCCUGUGCCUGCGCAAGGAAGUGUACCCGUCCAGGAGGUCCGCCCCGUGCGACGGCUUGGGCCACUUUCCCAGUCUCCCACUGUCUCCCGGCACCUCCCUCUCGGCUCUGGCGUCCUGUUUCCUCUCAAGUCCCCUGGCUUUCCUCUCCAAGAAGGUCGAUGGCAGAGGGGUCGCGGUGAGCCCCAGCACUUCCACUCAUGUUUCCUCCUCCUCCUCCUCCUCCUCUUCUUCAUCCCCGUUGAGCUCCUCCACGUGGCACCUGUCAGGAUUCCUCCAAAGAAGCGAUUCCUCUCACGCCAGCUCGGAUUCUGGUAUCAGUGGGAAUCCCUCGGAGAGUGACACCCAGAGGAGGCAACAGAGCGAGGGGGAGGAGGAUGAGGAAGACACAAGCUCGUCCAGUCAGGAGUAUGAAGACGUUGCGUUGAGAGAGGAAAAGGCUCUGUCCGACUCAGAAAUCAAGGUGGUGCAACAACACGAGAAACGUGGGAAGGUGUCGUCUAUCAGAAUUCGUAAAACUUUACCCAAACCUCAGAACAACCUUACUCCAAUGGGCCUGCCCAAACCAAUCAGGCUGAAAAAGAAGGAGUUCAGUCUGGAAGAAAUUUACACUAAUAAGAAUUUCAGCAAACCCCCUGAAAGCCGUCUGGAGACCAUAUUCGAGGUCCCUCUCAACCGCCGCAACGGUUCCGAGUCCUGGUUCGGCCUGAGGCGCAUCAAGCGAUUCUUAGAGUUCCUGGAGGUGGGCGAGGUCAGGAAGCCCAAGAAGCCGCUCGUCGGCGUCGGGAAGGCGGGGAUGUCGUCCUCUCGGACUCGACGGGGAGGCUACAGUAAAGACGAAGCGUCCCAGGACGUGGACUCGCUGCUCUGUGCCAAACUGGAUCAGCUGAAUCUGUGGCUGAUGCACGAUCAGUUGAUCAGAUCGUGAUCAGAUCUGACGGUUGACGGACAGCUCUUAAAUGAUGAUCAUUCUGAAGCCACUUAAAAAAAAUCACUGUAGUGCUGUUCAUAACUGUUCCUUAUGUAAACCUGGAGAUUCACAUGUGAGUCUUCCGGCCGGCGCUCUUUUUUUUGUGUUCAGCACUAUUGGUGUAUAAAUGUUGGUGAUGACAAGUUCUUAUUGAAGAACAUUUGCAGCCUGCAAGUUGAAGAACAAAACAUCAUAACGCCAUAAAUGUAUUUUAUCCUCGAAGUGAGUCAGACACAUCAUCAGCAUUAUAGCACUCAAUCUCCUGCUGUCCAUUUUUUUCCCAGCAGCUUUGUUAAAUCUCAGACAUCUACAUCUCAUAUCUGAUCUGAUUUGAAAGGAAGCAGGGUAUUAAAGAAGUGGAAGUUGCAGCAUCAUUGUUAGUUAUUUGUUAUAUAAGGCAGCUAUUUUUUUGUUGUUUUUAAAGUAAACAUAACUUUUAAACAUGCCGGCAGGAGAUUUUCAAGUUUCUUUUCAUAAAGGUUAGUGCAUCUCCGAACGGCACGGAGCGAUGAAUCCUUCUAUUCAUCUCAGGACGGACCCCUGUUCAAUCCCCAUGUGUCACUCCAGAGAGCAUUUAUAGUCAAAGAGAGGAAGUGUCCAGAUUCCACUCUGUCUUUUUAUUACCUGUGGUUCUCUGGAUUGUUUCUGGUGUCUAUAUACAUAUUGCAAAUAUAACUUCUUGACAAACUGCC
Molecule: messenger RNA, 4818 nt
Organism: Scophthalmus maximus (turbot)
Lineage: Eukaryota; Metazoa; Chordata; Actinopteri; Pleuronectiformes; Scophthalmidae
Gene: prr14
Product: proline rich 14
Exons: 11
Coding region: 215-4084 (1289 amino acids)
Source: RefSeq, a predicted model, not a curated record